Messenger RNA from Paramacrobiotus metropolitanus, 1549 nucleotides. Its product is annotated as BUB3-interacting and GLEBS motif-containing protein ZNF207-like. Gene Ontology annotation, cellular component: nucleus. Bases 1 to 1086 code for a protein of 361 amino acids. The record is from RefSeq and is a predicted model, not a curated record. The transcript has 8 exons. Lineage: Eukaryota; Metazoa; Tardigrada; Eutardigrada; Parachela; Macrobiotidae.
AUGGGACGAAAGAAGAAGAAGCCGCAGAAGCCGUGGUGCUGGUACUGCAAUCGGGAGUUUGAAGACGAAAAGAUUCUUAUCCAGCAUCAGAAGGCCAAACCGCAGAAGCCGUACACGGUGCUGGCCAUCCACUGCAUGCAGGUCCACAAAGAAACACUGGAUAAAAUACCAAAUGCCAUUGUUGGUCGAACGAGUGUCGAUGUGGAAAUUUACGGCAUGGAAGGAAUUCCACCGGAAGAUCUGCGCGCGCAUGAACAGCAGAAGAGGGAAAGAGGAGAUCAGGAUGACGGGGGAAAGGAUUCAGACGACGAAUCUUCCAAUCCGGCCACCACGCCAGCGCCUGCCCCAUCCAUGCCACCCGGGCCACAUCCCUCCUUCGCCGGGGCCUUCCCACCGGCGCCGGGGAUGCCUGGUCUUCCGCCUGGCAUGAGACCGCCAGGGCCGAUGCAGAACAUGAUGCCCUCCUUCAUUCCAGGCAUGCCUCCCAUGCCCCACAUGCAGCGGCCCCCUCCUAUGCCUGGAAUGCCACCUCCGGGCAUGUUUCCACCGGGCAUGCCACCUGGCUUUAUGCCUAUGGGUGGGCCACCGCCUUCAAUGCUGCAGCAGCCACCUCCAGGAAUGCCUCAGCCUCCUCCCUGGGCUGCGCCGCCUCGAAUGAAUGUUCCACCCAAUAUGGGAGGCCCGCCGCCGCCACUACCCGGUCACAUGCCUCCCGGGCCAGGCCCGGCACCACCGCCUGGCGCCACGAAUCUGUCACAACCACCUCCGCGGCCCUUGUUUCCCGCUGCAGUUCCUGAGCGCCCUCCCCCGAUUACGGGAGGGAUUGACUUUAAAGCGCUUUCCGGCGGGACAACGACAGGUGCAAUGCCUACAUAUGCGAACCCGGCUGCUGGCAAAACUGCCGCUCCGGCUCCUGUACCAGCGGCGCCGGUUUACAUUGCGGCUCCUGAACAGGGCGGACAAAUAUGCCACCCUGCAGAAGAUAUUUCUUUGGAGGAAUUGAGGGCAAAACGUUAUCGCCGGAACACGGAAAAACGGAAUGCGUUGCUUAGAGAAGAUGAAGAUCUACGGCCUCCUGGAUUGUAAAUUGAUAAACUAUAGCCACAAUGGUCAGAUUUGUCACCCAACAUUUACUGCAUCGGUUUCUUGUAUCGUUCUCGUGUAUGUUCUGAUAUCGAUCGGCGGAUAGAUUACUUCUGUCGCGUGGAACCUACUAUUAUCAGUUUUGCUUUCUUUUUGAUUUCUUGUUCUGUUUCUGGCGAAAUAGUAUUUGGAGGAUCUUACCAUUCGUCGCCUUGCACAUGCACAUGCAUGCAUAAAUUAUUUACAACUCCCACUUUUGUGGAAUCAAAUAGUUAAAACCCAGAUUAAAACAUCGGUGUCAAAAGAAUUUUUCUUAACUAGCGAAUUCAAAAAGUAAAACAUGUAUCAGACAAUUUGUAUGACUCGAUUCCAGCGAAUCUAAGAGACAACGCGAUAAAACAAUAAAACAAAUUAAAGAUCAACAACUGAACGAGGAGAAUACUCGUAUGGAAGGAGAGUUCAUGGU